AUGACAGACAAGCAGGAUACGGAGGCCAAGACGGCCAGCAAGCUCCUCAAAAGGGGAUCAGCUGUUGUCUGUUCACACGAUGGAGCGGCGGUUGCGAACCUUCAAGUUUGGUGCACGUCGGCUCCGGCAGUCAAGAGCGAUCCUGACAUGAUGUUUGCCUUAUGUAGCGUUGAGCCUGGGUCCACUGAAGCCAAGUUCAUACUGAAGCAGAAAGAACCACCAAGCAAUCAGUGCUUCGAGGCUCCUGUUGGUCAAGUAUUCAACGCAAACACCAACUUGGACCCCAUGGCAUAUAACGAUAUCGGAACAAUACCUCAUCAGAACAUCCCGUGCGUCUUGGAUUUUCUCCGGGUUCGCUAUAUGAACAAGGCGAUGUAUACCGCAGUCGAGCCGAUGAUGGUGGCAGUUAAUCCCUUUCAGGAUCUGCAUAAUGGGACUCCUGAGGUAAUUGCCAAGUAUCGCGAUGCGCAUGACUCUGACAAAAUGCCGCCUCACAUUUUCCAGCUCUCACGGCGGGCAGUGGAUAACCUUCAUGGAGUUAGGAAGAGCCAAACUAUUGUAGUGUCUGGAGAAUCUGGGGCUGGAAAGACGGAGACUACAAAGCAGCUUAUGAAAUACUUUGCGAGUGCAAGAUCUGGAAAUCUUGAUACUCGUAUCCAGCAGGCUAUCAUGGCGGCAAACCCUGUGCUGGAGGCCUUUGGCAAUGCUAAAACCGUUCGUAAUAACAACAGCAGUCGAUUCGGGCGCUUCAUGCAGUUAGACGUAGCCAAAGAAGGUGGCAUCCGCCACGGCUCAGUCCUGGCUUUCCUUUUGGAAAAGAGCCGUAUCCUUACCCAAGACCGAAACGAACGCUCGUAUCACAUCUUUUACCAAAUGCUGAAAGCAAGCACCCCGCAAAUGAAGGAGCGCUACAAGCUGCUAGAUUGCAGCAAGUACCAGUUUCUUAAUCCGUAUUGCUGCGAUGCUCCUGGCGUUGAUGACAUCAGUGAAUUCGAAGCAGUAGUGAAGGCAUUUGAAUUUAUGGGCCUCAAGGAGGAGCAACGGCACACAAUUUGGUCAUUGGUUUCCGGCGUGUUGCUUCUCGGGAACGUGAAAACCGUAGGAAAGAAAGAAGGCGGAAUCGACAACGCAGCUGGUAUAUCUGGAGAAAGCGCGAAUAUAUUGAAGGACGCCUGCGAUCUACUUUUCUUGGACAGUAGUCGUAUUAUGUCAGAAUUGACAAUCAAAGUUACUUACGCUGGUAACAACAGGAUCGAGGGCCGUUGGACAGUUGAGGACUCAGACAUGCUCCGGGGCUCUCUCGCCAAAGCCAUGUACGAGAAGCUGUUUCUGUGGAUAAUCCAAGCUCUCAACUCAAACAUCGAGCCCAAAGGGGGAUUCCAGACUUUUAUGGGGCUCCUCGACAUCUUCGGCUUUGAGGUUUUCCAGAACAACUCCUUAGAACAACUAUUUAUCAACAUAACAAAUGAAAUGCUUCAGAACACGUUUACCGACGUGGUUUUCGCCAGAGAGAGCGCGCUGUAUAAAAGCGAAGGCAUUACAUCGAAGGACAUAGAAUUCACCAACAAUAAUGACAUUAUUAGCGUGCUAAUUGACAAGGGCAACUCCGUGCUGAGUAUUUUGGAGGACCAAUGUCUGGCACCAGGUGGCAGCGACGAAAAGCUCGUUAGCGCCUGUUCAACAAAGCUCAAGGCAAACGCAAAGUUUGUGCCGGCGAAACUGGACGCACAAAGCGCUUUCAAUAUCAACCACACUAUCGGGUGUAUCAAGUACAACGCACAAGGAUUCAUUUUCAAGAACAAAGAUGUCUUACGGCCUGAGAUGGUUGAAGUUGUACAGGGUUCAGGGAAUCCGGUAGUACGAGCUCUGUUCGAAGGGGUAAAAGUGGAGAAAGGAAAGAUGGCAAAGGGAUCGCUUAUCGGCUCUCAGUUCUUAGCUCAGCUUAACAAACUGAUGACUCUUAUUGGCUCAACCGAGGCACAUUUUAUCAGGUGUGUUAAACCCAAUGAGGAGAAAAAACCAUUGGUGUGGGUACAAAGCAAGGUUCUAAUCCAGUUGCACGCCCUCUCCAUCAUCGAGGCUCUACAACUACGUCAGCUUGGUUAUUCAUACAGGCGAACAUUUGAAGAAUUUGUUCAGCAGUUCCAGUUUAUUGACUUGGCAGCUUCCCAAACGAAGGACCGAAAAGCAGCUGCUCAAGCAUUAGUCGCUUCUGCCCAGUUAGAAAGUGGCUCAUAUGCGUUUGGGAAAAGUAUGAUAUUCUUGAAGCCCGAAAGCGCUAAAUAUCUCGUCCAUUUGCAGCGCAGUCGGCUUUCCACCUGGGUUCCCCUUGUAGGAGUGAUCGAAGCUAUAUGCGUGCAAAAAAAGCUGCAGAUCAAGAAGCAAUCCUUUUCAAUAUGCUCCAGAAUUUGCGCUCAUGCACGGAGAAAGCUUGUACAGCAAGCUUAA
Messenger RNA from Cyclospora cayetanensis, 2448 nucleotides. Its product is annotated as myosin-A. The transcript has 15 exons. Gene Ontology annotation, molecular function: actin filament binding; microfilament motor activity; ATP binding. The record is from RefSeq and is a predicted model, not a curated record. The coding region runs from base 1 to 2448 and encodes 815 amino acids. NCBI's taxonomy places the organism in Eukaryota, Apicomplexa, Conoidasida, Eucoccidiorida, Eimeriidae. Gene Ontology annotation, cellular component: cytoplasm; vesicle; myosin complex. Gene Ontology annotation, biological process: actin filament organization; vesicle transport along actin filament.